Molecule: messenger RNA, 333 nt
Organism: Staurois parvus
Lineage: Eukaryota; Metazoa; Chordata; Amphibia; Anura; Ranidae
Source: the annotation of a GenBank genome assembly
UCAGGCAAGUACCGUUCACCUGGCAACCGCCAAACCCAGACACGUCCAUUUGAUUGCCAGAUAGAAAAGGGUGAUUCAUCACUCCAGAGAAUACAUCUCCACUGCUCUAGAGUCCAGUGGUGGCGUGCUUUACACCACUGCAUCCGAUGCUUUGCAUUUCACUUGGUGAUGUAAAAUUGGAUACAGCUGCUCGGCCAUGGAAACCCAUUCCAUGAAGCCCUCUAUGCAGGGUUGUUGUGCUAAUCUGAAGGCCACAUGAAGUUUGGAGGUCUUUAGCUAUUGACUCUGCAGAACGUUGGCGACUUCUGCACACUGUGCGCUUCAGCAUGUCUU